GAAAACUUAAAAAAAAAAAAAAAAAAAACCCCACUUGCAGUGGAGAUCAUCUUCUCACCUUGGCUGUAGAUGUCUCGAACAGCACAAUCUACCCAAGCCUGCAGGCGACAAGUGCCACGUAUUCGAUGGACUACAACACUUCACAGUGCCUUUGUGAAUGCCGUUAAUGCUCUUGGUGGCCCUGAAAGGGCAGCUCCAAAAGAUGUUCUGCAGCUCAUGAAUGUGAAGGAUUUGACCCUUGCUCAUGUUAAAAGCCACUUGCAUAUGUAUAGGACAGUGAAGAGAGUCUCAGGAGUAUCAGAAGCACCCUCAAUGAAAAUCUCUUAUCCUGCUGAAAAAAUAACAUCUAAUCACUUGAUAAUUCCCAGCGGUUCUAAUAACCCGGCAGAAAAUUAUAUCCGCCAAAAGGAAUAUAUUACCAUAGAGGUAACAAAUGUCAAUGCAGAAAGGACAGAAGUAUCAUUUUUCAAAUUGUCCAAGGCAACUUUGGAGCAUCUCUUUGCUAUUGCCAACUUCGUGUUGGAGCUUCUGGCAGCUGUUUUUGAUCAACUUUCGUCUUCUGAUAAGCCAGGGUGUGCACUAAUUGGCAUGUCGAUAUCUUUCGUGGCCAUGUUCAUCUGCAUCAUUGAGCUCGUUUUCAAGGGUAGACGCCAAAAAGUAACAUGGAGAUGGAGAGGCAGGAAAUCUUGGUUUUACUAUCCAUCUUCAAGUCAAAUGCGAUUUGGUACUUUCACAGAUAUCGUUGGUUUAACCUGUGCUGGAUUUCAGUUCAUCUUUGCAGCGAUUAAUUAUGGGUUUUUAAGCCACCAUGUUAAUAAUCCUAUUAAGAUAUCUGUGUGGCCUGUCAUCUUUGCUUUCGGCUUAUUAUGUUCUGAGUUUUGCAAGGAUCCUGAAAAGAAGAACUUUCCAUAGAUGGGAUUUUAGUUUCUGGUGUGAUGCAAUGCAGAUACUAGUACAUAUA
Carica papaya (papaya) is the source of this 961-nucleotide messenger RNA. RefSeq lists its product as uncharacterized. Gene Ontology annotation, molecular function: DNA binding. Lineage: Eukaryota; Viridiplantae; Streptophyta; Magnoliopsida; Brassicales; Caricaceae. The record is from RefSeq and is a predicted model, not a curated record.